This is a messenger RNA of Fusarium tjaetaba, 5622 nucleotides long. RefSeq lists its product as uncharacterized. The record is from RefSeq and is a predicted model, not a curated record. The transcript has 13 exons. Gene Ontology annotation, molecular function: protein binding. Bases 1 to 5622 code for a protein of 1873 amino acids. Lineage: Eukaryota; Fungi; Ascomycota; Sordariomycetes; Hypocreales; Nectriaceae.
AUGCUAUUCAACGCUAUGAAAUCCACCAUGGGAUUUCGUCUUCUCAUCAUGACUCUUUUGGCGGGUACUGCCGCCGCAGCGGAUGAUGCAGAAUUUGCUUUUAAUCUAUUUUCCGAUAUUGCACCGGUUAUUGCUCUUUUCGGAGAUCAGUUUGCAAGGCAGUUCAUGAGCGAGAGUCUGACGUGGGUUGACCACGUCGUCUUUGCCAUGGUACCUCUAGGCAUUUUAACUGCCAUCACUGCCGCUAUCCGCGUACAAGGCUCUCCGGUCGCAAAAGCUUUUAUCGGGCGUGCCCGCGAAAACAAAGCCCUUGCCGAGAUUGAGCUCAUGUCUUCAACAUCAGGGGAGGUUUGUGAACUGUUUAAUGGGAACUCUAUUGUCAGGGCCAUGGGUAAACCUCGAAUAACGGAAUUUCUGAUAUUUCCUAAGAAGUAUAAGGAAUCGGAAAGAAAGUACGCAGACAAUCUCGGAGGUACCGAACCCGCAGAGGAUGAAUCAUGGGGCAUCGAAUCUUUCAGAAGCGCGAAUUCGGAGAGGUGUAAGGAGAUGAAGUGCAAACCCUACGAAAGCAAAAGCACAGCCUGGAUUCGGGAACAAUCUACAACUGUGCGCAAAGCUUUAGAGAUUUUAAACAAUUCGUGGAAAGAGUUUCCGAAGUCCAUCUCCCAGAUCCUUUAUGUCAUGGGAGGUUUAUUCAUCGUUAUUUGGAAACUCCGUCACAGUUGGAACAGCAAGGAGCCUCGCCAGACCAGUUCAGAUAUGGAAUCAGGACAUAUGACCGUGUCGGCUUUACCUGAUCAGACCACUCCUGACAGUAACAUCAACACAGUAGAGGAUGAAAAGGCUACUGGUGAAGCUGAUACUUCUAGGCCGCCCGAAGGAUCGUCGAAUCUUCAGCUGAACCUUUCAUCGGAUUAUUCCGACCAUUCAGGACCGACAAAGGGUCAAGAAAUAGCACUAGCCGCUAUUUUUGGUGUCAUUCUGCAACUUGGUCUCAUUGUGAUUGCAGCAAUUAUAACCUUUUAUCUCAGCCCUUCCUCCCAUAGCUUGUUGGAAACCAAGGCUUAUGGUUUUCCAUGUUAUGUUGUUGGUACAGUUAUGCUCUCUAUUGAAAGGGUCGAUGGGAGUCCAAAAGACAAGAGAUUCUCAUUACUGUGGGUGCAGCAACACCAGACUGUUAACGACCAAACCUUCAAAGGUUAUGUCAUCUUGGCAGGCCAAAAACGUCGGAUCAUGACCUCAAGACGAAAAACGUAUGAUAUCCAACAAUACAAGGCAGGAGAGAAGCUGUGGCGACUGGCAACCCUGGGUGCUGCUGUUUCAGCUGGCAUCGGAUUUGUCGCUCAAUUUAUGGGCCUCCGUGGCCUUGCGUUUCCAUGCUCCAUUGCUCAGCUCGGGGCCAUCAUUCUCAUGGCUCUCAUCAGGGCUUGGAUCCGUCGACGACUGGGACGUUUGCCUGUGAAUAGCAUUGCGCUUGCUGGAUAUGAGCUCGACUUCCUUGCAACGCAUAUAACCUUCAAUCCAGACUUUCUAAAUUUUCAAUGGAGUAAAGGGAAAGAUGAAAAGCCCUUCGGGAAAGAAAGACGACCAACAGAAUUCUGUCGUUGGUAUAUUAACACUCCGGAGGAUGUCUCGCUUGACAGAUCAAAGGACUCUAGCAAUGUUUUGUCUCCAGAAGGGAUUCAAAAAGAUUCUAUUGGAAAGCUUGGCACGGCUGCUUCGGGGCACCAUGAACCGAAACUAUCAGUUCAUGAACGUCCUCAUCUACCAUCGAGCCAACAACUUCUUCGUGUACGAGAACGCCUGAGUAACUUAUGUAAAUGGAAUUCAAAGGCUUCCGAGAGUGCUAGGGCCUUGGCGCAGUCUAUUGAGCAUUUCAUGGAUACCUUCUCUCACAAUAUGAGGGAUGGCAACAAGGGCCAACUUCGAGCCUUGAACUGGGAGAUUAAAUCGACGAGGCGGCCAGAGGAAGGGGAUCACUUGCAGGAAGAUUACAUACAGAUUUCUGUGAAAAGAAGCUCCCAAGGAAAGUGGAAGGCAGAUCUUGGGAAGAUUGAUGCGGCGUUGUCUCUAUGGAUGGCUGAUAUCGAAGCGAAGAGGCUGAACAAAGAGCGGACGGACAAAGACAAUGAAACGGAUUCUUCCCAAGAUUGGAGACGCACCCAGUCUGGAAAUGACUUGACCUACAAAUAUGGUCGCCUUGUCGGCGACAACUUGAAGGACGAUGUCCUUAAGAGGGACAUCUCCUGGUGGGUUGAUGGCAUAAUCGCUGAUCAAUGCGAUCCGAGAGUUCGCGAAAUACGUAAGGAUGGACAAGACACUAGCCAGCAGAAAAGCCAGCAUUGGCGCAAGGAUGGAGACCUAGUCAUUGGAACAAAAGAGGAAUCUGAAAAUGUCGAUGCUUCUGAGUUCGGUAUCAGCUCAACGGGCAGUCUGCCCUGCAUAUUGGCACAGCAUCUCUUUACCAGCUUCAUCUGGACAGCAGUCAAACGUUUAUCCAAAGGAGUCCUCCAAACACAUGUCGAUGGUAUUCGCCAAGUCGAAAUUGAAGGUGUUCACGUGUUCGAUUCUCAGUCUUUUGACCAGAUGUGGUUCCGACCCAGACUUCGCCAUCGCCAACUCAGCAAGAGCAUUCGUCAAAUGGAAACAUAUGGUCUCGGAAGCAUGAAUGAGAUUCUUCUUUGCAUAAUACCAGCAUUCAGCCAUAUGGGCCUCUUACCUAACCAGGAAAUACUCAAACUUAUGCCCCGGAUCAGAUCCGGCCACGGGUGGGUAGAAGUGGCCAUGUGUCACACGAGGCUCCUUCAACGUGUCAAAGAACCUAGCGGCAAGAGCAUAGAAAAGCUUACUGCUGCUGCUAUCAUUUCCGCGAUGGACUUCGUGUUACUUGCUUAUGAGCCAUACGACGAAAACACAAAGCCCUCAGAGGAGCUCAAUUCAGAACUUGGUGAAAUUAUCGCCACGGUUGUCUCGGCUGGACUGAGAACUGUUAUGGAGAAGAUAAUUCCUUUUUACCAUCUUCAAAAUCGUGGCGAGGCUGUUGCAAGGAUCUUCCGCCAGUUCUCCAAGCUGCAGGGAGUGACAAAGGCUCUCUCAACAUUGAAAGUUCAAGAAGAGUGUCUUGACACCUAUAUAUCUGAGGAUGGAGACGAUGAAUUCUUGGAUGAAAGUUUUGCUAUAGAAACUCUGGACUUUUCUAAGCAGCACUUCGACUUGGUGUCACCUCUCAAGAGAGACAAGUCGCCGCGAGUCACCAUGCUUGAAAUUCGGGGAAAAGCAAAAGAAAAUUCAGCUCGGCUCAAGAUGCUCGACGUAUUCGGCUGGAGUGCACUUCAUUAUGGCUCUGUUGCUCCAAAACGUUGUCCUAGCUACUAUUUAUAUGCCGAGUCCGCUGGGGCUCUCUACGAAAUGACGCUUUUGAGCGAGAAACUAGGAGACACUAUGCGCGAUCUAGAACUGGUGCUAAAAAAGGACUUAUGGCAUCGACAGGCACUGCAUCUUGCCUGCAAGUUUGGACAUGACCAGGUGAUUGUUGAGCUUUUGAAGAUGGGAGCACGGUCUGAUCAGUUUGAUGAUUUUGAAAAGUCUCCUGUUGACUAUUUUCUGGAAGCCAAGAGAAUCAAGCGUUCUCCAAAACCCGACGAAGAGCAGAAUAUUGAGGCUCCGACACCCAUUGACCAUGGCAAUGCAGAAGGUCUGGGUCAGGAAGAUCGCGCGAUAUUCCUGAAGUUCUCUCCAAAGCCAGAUACUGAGUACCAGCACCGGAAGACCCUGCUGCAUAUUGCGGUCGAGAUUGAAGACGGAGGCACCAUUGCCGCACUGUGUGAUAAAAACUUCAACGUUAAUGCUCGUGACCAGAGUGGUCGAACACCUCUUCAUUAUGCACUUGCUGCUUCAAAUGUGACUAUGGCCAAGUCACUCGUGGAAGCUUUCGGAGCUGUUCCUACCAUCAAAGAUUCGCAAGGCGUGACGUCAUUACUUCUAUCCGCGAGUCGAGGUCUUAUGGGUAUGGUGAGGUUCCUAGUACGCAGGAAUUAUGACCCAUCGGAAGCGGACUCAGAUGGAAAGACCGCGCUAGACAUGGCCAUUGCCCGCGGGCAUGAAAAGAUUGCGAUAUAUCUGUUGAAACUUGAACAGAAGCAAGAUGGUCCGUUUAUGGGUGAGGGAAACUCCUCGUUGGUUACGGCUUGUCGAGAAGGCCUGUCUCGAGUUGUUCCGAGAAUUCUAGACAAGUGGCCUGAACUGAUUGAUAAACCUGGGACAUGGGACGAGCCGCCUAUUUCUUGGGCGUGCGAGAACGGCCAUAGCGCGAUCGUCAAGCAGCUAAUUGCUCACCUCGAAGACAAACCUGACAUCAAACCACAAGUGUUGAAUCAACAGGCUACAAGAUGGCGUAACUAUACUCCACUACACUUUGCAACGUGUUCGCCAUAUCCAAAAUGCUUGGCACUUCUCCUUGACCAGGACUGUGUCAAACUUGACUUGGAGGACGCUUAUGGAAACACGCCUGUACAUCUCACAAUCCAGGAGGAUAAAAUCGACCACAUGCGGCAAAUAUUGAUGCAUAGAAGGACUUCAUUCGGGGAGAGGAUCAAAUACGUCAAGGAACUCAUUAAUUUACCAUCCAGCAAUGCAUACAGCUCGAGCAUAUCCGAAAUACUUGAGAGCGUUACUGACGCAACUCUCCUCGAUGAGUUCUUAGUGUGGUUUCUUGACAAGAUCGAGGAGAUCAACAAGGAGUCACUACUCCGAUUGUUAGUAACUAACGUGAAAGAAAAGUCUUGGGGGAGAUUCUCGAGCCCUUGGGAGUUGGUCGCUUUAUUCAAUCAUCUGGGUUUCAAGAAAGAACUCAAAUCUCAUAAUGCAGAUGAGAACGGCUUCGAUGAAGAUGGAUGGUCAUGUGUCGAGUUCGUCAAAAGCUUCAACCGAACGGGCACAUUUAAGCAUCUUCUCUGCUAUCUGGAAAGUCAAAGAGAAGCGUCAUCGAUUCCUCCGCUUACCACGCCAGUAACGCUUGUGGGAGAGCAGUUUCUCCAGGCCGUAUAUAUAUCUACAUGCCCCACAGAAGGUCAUGCGAAUUGUGGAAAAGUGCACCGCGUCAAUGUGGUUAAAGAGAUUGACGAUGUCGGAAAGGUUUGUCUUCGCAGCGAUCACUGUAUUAGUGCUGAGAGCGACUACUUUUACUACGAGGUGAAAGUUCUGGCGGAGGCACCUUGCCAGUGGCUAGGAGUUGGAUUCUGUGGAUGGGACACAGGGGAGGACGAGAUGCCCGGUUGGUUCGAAAGAUCAUGGGCAUACCAUGGUGAUGAUGGUUUACUGUUCGUUGAUUCAGUUGAUGGCGAUCGUCCCAGUCAGGACUUCGGAGAACAAGGGGUAUUCGGCUCAAAGGAUACUGUGGGGGUUUGCUUAAACAUGAAUACAGGACAAGGCUUCUGCACGAAGAAUGGGAAGCGAUUAGACAUGGGUGAUGUUUUUUCGUUACCUGAUGAGAGGUUUAACUAUGGGAAGCUGUAUCCAUGUGUAGGGUUCGAUGUGACCUCGGAAGGCGUGGGACUUGACUUUGAGGUGAACUUUGAUGGAUCGGGACAGCAUCCCUUUGAGUACAAAGGGCCAUACAUUUGA